CUGAAGUUGCUCUACAAAGUACAAACUAGGGGUUUGAUUUCUGAUUCACAGAGAGAAAGAGAGAGAACAUGGCGUGAAAGAGAUGUUUUAUCUUUGCAUUCAGAGCCGUAAGAAUUCUUCGAUUGCUAAAUUAAGGGAUUAAUCGAAGUCCCUAUGCUUCGGUGUCCUCGCAAGCUUGCUUGUGAAGAACUUGCUUCUUGCUUCCUUCUUGUUGUCCGGCUGUCAAAUCAGAAGUGCAAGAGUAGCCAUUACGCAAGUGUACUCUUCAUGGAUCCUAGCAAUAGCAGGAACUACAGUAGCGGAGUUCUAGAUCCCUCUGGAAGAAGUCCAAAUCAAUCUGGUUGCCCUCUAAAAUUUGCAUCGAAUGAAACUUAUUCUGUUCUUCAAUCGAAUGGUCUCCAGCACUGGUUCAAAAACUGGCAAGAACUCAGGAAGCAUAAAUUGACAGCAAGCACUUUUGCCGGGGCUAUUGGUUUUUGGCCUCGCCGAAGAGCCCAGCUGUGGUUAGAGAAAAUCGGCGCAAUUGAGCCAUUUUCUGGAAACCUGGCUACCUGUUGGAGUAAUAUCAAAGAAGAGGAUGCACUUGAACGGUACAAGCUCAUAACAGGAAAUACUGUUUUGUUUCCGGAAUUUCAGGUCUAUGGUGAGAGAAACCCCGAAGAUGAUUGGCUAGCAGGUUCACCAGAUGGGGUAGUUGACAGGCUAGUUUAUGGGUUGCCUUCACGAGGAGUGCUGGAGAUAAAGUGUCCAUAUUUCAAUGGAGAUGCGAGCAAGGCUCUCCCUUGGACACGAGUCCCCCUUUACUGUAUUCCACAAGCUCAGGGUUUAAUGGAAAUAAUGGACAGGGAUUGGAUGGAUUUAUAUGUUUGGACUCUUAAAGGGAGUAGUCUAUUUCGGUUAUACAGAGAUAGAGAAUACUGGCAUGUGUUGAAAAUAGCACUCUCUGAUUUCUGGUGGAAGCAUGUCCAUCCAACCAAGGAGUUGUGCCAUAAAUCUGUGAUCACGAAUCCCCUCACUGAAUUACGAUCACUCAGGCCAGCACCAAGGCAUGAAUUAUGUAAUUAUAUAGUUUAUGAAAGCAAACACGCGGUUGAUAACUCCAAGUUGUUGAUGCGUGAAAUUUAUGGAAAACUGCAAAACUGAUGCAUCUGAAUGUCCAAUUUUUGGGUUUUUGAACCUUGUGGCUUAAGUAGAUGGGAUUUAUUAUCUAAGUAACAAGUGGUUGAAGUAUCCUUUGCCUGAGUAGUUGAAGUUGAAGUAAUUUGUCAUUUGGAACUCUCGCCUGGACAAGAAAGAGGGGAAAAAUUUCUGGUGGAGGUAGAAAUUCUGAUGUUAAUCAUGACAGAACCCAGAUCCCUUUAUCAAAAGCAAAUGCAGAAAUAAAAUCCUUAAUAUGAUUACAAGAGAAUGAAUAUAUUUUCCUAUAUAGCCAUGGUGCGAUAUAUAGCAAAUGGGAAGACAGUAGAGAUCGGAAGGUUCAGAACUUUCAGUUACGUCACUGGCUACUCUUCGGGUGUUGAGUACAUUUUCCAGGACAGCUAAUACAGCACUGGAGGAUGACUUCUACCAGACUCAGAGAAAUGGAAGAUUGCUAAAAUUUACUUGAAGAUGCUUGGGAGGUUUGUACUUAUCAAAAAAGAUGCUUGGGAGGUUUGUUUAUGCCUCUGGUAUUAUAUUCAUCAUUUUUCUUUAUUUGUUUGUUAAGAUAGUUUGCACCUGACAUGUCCAAUGUCAUGCAUUGUUGUGAUAGUAUCAUUGUUUGCCCCCCUAUAUAUAUAAGAGAAAAUAAAAUACAACUUCUGGAUUAGCCAAUUAUUUUGUGCUAGCCACAGAUCCAUGAGAUGAUUCCUCAUUUCUAAAGCAAUUGCUCAAGAUUUAAGAAGAAAGAAAAAUCAGAUGAUCCACAUUAGCAUUAGGAGAAAGAUUAUUUUCAUUUGGCAUCAACGACUGAUGCAUGUUAAGAAUAGAAAUCCAUUGUAAUAGAUGUUUAUUUGAAUUCCC
This is a messenger RNA of Alnus glutinosa, 2001 nucleotides long. RefSeq lists its product as uncharacterized. Bases 154 to 1143 code for a protein of 329 amino acids. Lineage: Eukaryota; Viridiplantae; Streptophyta; Magnoliopsida; Fagales; Betulaceae. The transcript has 3 exons. The record is from RefSeq and is a predicted model, not a curated record.